This is a messenger RNA of Ophidiomyces ophidiicola, 2880 nucleotides long. RefSeq lists its product as uncharacterized. Gene Ontology annotation, cellular component: intracellular membrane-bounded organelle. NCBI's taxonomy places the organism in Eukaryota, Fungi, Ascomycota, Eurotiomycetes, Onygenales, Onygenaceae. The record is from RefSeq and is a predicted model, not a curated record. Gene Ontology annotation, molecular function: phosphatidylinositol binding. The transcript has 2 exons. Bases 1 to 2880 code for a protein of 959 amino acids.
AUGUCGUCGGUUGAGGCGCCUAGGGAGCCUUUGAGCAAGGCGGGGAAUACUUUCCCGUCCUCACCACAGCAAAAAGAUGCAUCAAACCGACUGACUUCCUUCUUUCUUAAACAAGCUAUUCCUUUUCUCGUUCAAUGCAACUUAAUUUCCGUCGCUGCCUUUGCUAGCAUUGUUUUUCUAAUUUUAUAUUCAAUUUUUGGUCGAGUUUUUUUAAUUCUUACUGGUGUUAUUGGGGGCGUAAUACUGCAUGCUUGGUGGGAAGCAUUUAGUAUUGGUUCUGAUGAGAACAAAGCUAAAGAAUCGACCCGAAGGCAGCGAGAAAUUGGUGUCGAGGUUGUAAGAAGGCUGUUGGCUGGUGUAGAACUUCCAACAGAAAGAACACGGGCAAGCGUCUGCAUUACUGCUGAAGCCCAUACUACUGAAACAAAUCUUAAAAACUCGAAUGAACCGAUGGCUUCUGCCAUAGAAGGAUUCAUUGAUAUUUUGAUUAAAGACUAUAUACGAUGGUGGUACGAACCUAUUUUGCCCUCGGAACAUGCAUUUCCAGAUACGUGCCGACGUUUGAUGCUCCGCUUUGUUUCUUCGCUUUCGGCUCAUCUCGGGCGCAAGAGACCUGCCGAACUUUUUGUCCAAUUCACAAUGAAUUCGUCUUCGGUAAUGAUUGUAUUCCUCAGUGAAUUAUCAAUGGCUGUCAAUCUUUCAAAUACUAAUGCUUCUGUGGCCGAUGCCCUCAAUGAAUAUUUGAGGCAAUUUCCGGAUAGCGGACUUUCAAAUCUCCUGUCCACAGAACAACAAAGAAAACGUUUAAGUCUUCUGACUAGUGAAUUACUUAAAGGUUUUCUCGAUUCUAACACAUAUGACUGUGAACUGGCACAAAUAUUUUUACGAGAAAUACUUACUGGAGUUGUUCUCGAGGCGACUAUAAAUACUUGCUCCGCGCCAGAAUAUCUCAAUAGCUGGAUUGUCCACCUCUUUAAGGAAGGGGAGCCUGAACUAGUAAAUGCUAUCGAUGCUGGCCUGGAUGAAUUAGAAGGAGUAGGGAGCGAACUAGGCGCUGUUUCUGCCGAUCCCCUAUCCGCUUCCGAAAAUUCAUUUUCAAGUCUGGCUUCAAUUCAGUCUUCAGGUCGCGACGAUUUAGGGCAUUCAGACAAGCUGUUGUUUAACUCUGGUUCGAGCUCCAGGUCGAGUAAAAGGGUGAAAGAAUGCAGCUUCGAAAGUGCCCCUAAUUGUCCACAGGGGGCACGUCGAUCCAGAAACACUUCCGAUUACUUAGCUUCUUGUCCGAUAACGUCAACAAGGUCAACAUCUGAUACCAAGAUUGGUUUCAAGGAUUUAAACCCGCAAGGGUCAACUGUGAUACCAAAUUUGGAUACAUCUUUGGAGGACAUGAGUAGUCAUCACGGAGUAACACUCCCAAGGUCCAUUCAAUCUAAGCCUUGUCCAAAGGAUAUAGUUAAUACAACACAGAGCAUAGCUAACUUUCACAAUGCUUCAAUAUCGAUACUGGAUGAUUCCACCCCAAACGCGGAAGCCAAAUUACGCUCAAAGCCAACGACAGAAUAUCUCAUACAAAUCGAGCCGAGUGGCGCGCACCUUACAGGCUGGAUGAUUGCGAGAAAGUAUGUCGAUUUUGAAAUCCUUCACGAAACUCUGCGUCGCAUAUCAGUUAUAUCAGGGACCACCGAGUUCUCGGCGAGCUACGCAGAUUUGCCAGACUGGAGAAACCGAAGACCGCAAGAAUUAUGCACACACCUUGAACGAUAUCUACAGGAUGCUUUACACCAUAAAUAUCUUGCUGAAUCUGAAGGAAUGAAACGAUUUCUCGAAAAAGGGUUGGGAGCGGCUUCUCAAAACAAAGCAGGCACAAGAACAGGCUUUGGUUUUCGUAACCCUGCCGUUUUUGAGGCCAUGGGGAAAAAUAUGAUGGGAGUCAUAAGCCCUAAAGGUGUUGCUGAAGGUGGUAAAGCUAUGCUCGGUGGAGUGACGGGCCUUUUCAGCAACUCUGCUAAUGGGUCGAUGGGAGCAAAGAUGGAGGGUUACACUUCUCGAGGCCGCACCGAAUCCACAAAAUCGAAAACAGACUAUGACAUUUCCAUACUGAAUGAAUCUCGCCCUGAUGAUUUCGUUCACACUGAAUUGACCCAAUCGUCUCCUGUACAGAGAUCCCAUAUUUUGGAUGAUGACCGUACCGCCGAAUCACUUUCAUUUCAAGCCAAUGACGCUGCCUCGCAUAAUAAAAAGACUAUUCCCGAGCGAGAUAGAAGUGAUAGUAUGGCUUCAAGCCGAAACCGGGGCACCUGUGAUGGUUUAAUUCCCAUAUCUGAGAGUUCCAGUGAAUCACUAGAAUCAACUACCUGCUCUAAUACACGAAGCAACAAGACAGUCGACUCUUCCCUUUCAGAAGAAGAGACUAUCCUUAUUAUCGAAUUAUUGUUUGCUGUUGUGAACGAAAUAUAUGGACUUUCAUCUGCAUGGACACUGAGAAAACGGCUCCUACAAGCAGCAAAGUCGUAUAUUCUGAGGCCUGGCAACCCAAGCCUCCAAUCCAUUCGUCAACUUAUUCAAGGCAUGAUCAGCCGAAAUACUACCCACGAAGCUCUUGCUGGCUUCAUCAAUACAAUUCGUGAAUCUUGUUUUGCCACACAAGCUGAUGAGCCAUCGAAAUCUUUCCCAGCAGAUGCAGAUCGGAGCAGUUUGCGGGAUAGCGCCCGCAGCUUGUUGAUUUCAAAUGGCCUACCGCCGGCAUUAGUCGGUUGUAUGGGUGUGGGGGCAACAGAUGAAGCUCUUGGGCGGAUUUUCGACUGUCUUCAGGUGGAAUCGGUUGCAAGAGGAUUUGUCUGUUCCGUUAUAUUGCAAGCACUGAAAAUCAUAGUUCAAUAA